AUGAUUUUUCGAUUGACAACAUCAAUUAUCUAUCAUUAUAAAACAUCUGAUUAUUUAAUUGGUCAAGUUGAUCAUUAUUAUAAAAUAAAUCAAUUAGAACAAUGUUUUAUUUCUUAUUCAAGAUAUAUAACAUUAUUUGUUGAAAAACUUAAACAACAUCAUCGAGAUUUUCCUAAUGUAUCAAUAAAUGAUCGAGAACGUGUUAAAGAAAUUAUUCGUACAAAAGCUUUUCCACAUGCAGAAGAAUUAAAAAAUAAAUUAAAAGAAAAAUACAUUCGAGAAUAUAAAGAGAAACAAAAAACAAUAGAUGAAGAUGAAGAGGAAGAAGAUAAUUUGAAAAUAUCAGCUACAACAUUGACUUGUGCACCAAUCAAGUAAGAAUAUUGUCAAAAAAAAAUAUAUAUAUAUAUAUAAUCAAACAGUGAAAUUAUUUUUUUUCUAUUUUUAAAGUACAAAUAACGACAUAAAUAUUUUUUAAUAUAAACUAAAGUCACAAUAAAAAAUUUACAAAGAAAAUAAAAGAGAAAAUAUUUUGAAAAUGAUUCAUUUCAAAUUUGAGCAAUUCUAUUUCUUCUUUCUAUUACAUAAAACAAAUUUUAAAAAAAUUUAUUUGCAAAUUGAAAUUUAAAAAAAUUUUCACAAUUUAUUCUCUUAUUUUUAUCUUAAUAUUUAUCAUGAACAUGAAUUAACAUCUUCAUUGCUUAAAUAUAAUUUUGUCCAAUCACCAUUAAUUCAUACAUCUUUAUCUUUAUGUGUUGUAUCACCAAUUGAUAACAGUUUUCAACAAAUCAGUAAAGGAUCAUAGACAAAUGACAUUCAACAUAAAGAGAAGUCUCCGACGUAUCUCAACAUUAAAAUAUAUAUUUACAUUUUUUUAAAACUCAAUUUAUGUUUUUCGAAGAAAAACACUAGUAAAUUGAAGUUUUAACUUGAGAUUUUACGACUCUCUUCUGAUUGCAACGAAGAUCAAAGCUCAAUAGAUAUGAUUUUCAUAGCAAAAGGGGAGAUAUGAGCUGAUACUAUCACUCAUUAAAUACGUUUCGAUAGCAAUCGAGAACAGGAGGCGACAGAUCAUUUAGCAAUCGAAAAGGAAAAAUAGAUGCUGCACAAUACUACAUCA
Messenger RNA from Rotaria sp. Silwood2, 1120 nucleotides. The record is from the annotation of a GenBank genome assembly. NCBI's taxonomy places the organism in Eukaryota, Metazoa, Rotifera, Eurotatoria, Philodinida, Philodinidae.